AUGACUAGUGUCGAUGAGCUCUUCAAGAAACCUUCGGGUGUAGGAAGCUCCAAGCGCAAGUUCGAGCCCCUUCAAGAUCCAAAUGAGCUCUACAAAUCCGCGAAGCUAGACCCCAAUGCCGACGUGAGGUCCAAAGGGAAGGAAGCAAUGGUUGAGGAUGAGAUUGAUGACGAUGGCGAGGCUGGUCCAGAACUGCCUCCGGACAUGGACACUGAAGAUAUUCCCGACGAUGAGGAAGGCCGGUUCUUUGGUGGUGGAAUGGAGCAGAAGACUGCCCAAGCGAUGCAGUACAUUGACCAGCAAGAAGAAGAUGAAGCUGCACCCGAGAAAUUCGACACUGCCUGGGUUCGCCGAUUCGCUUUGAACUUCGAGAAAAAGAUAUCUAAAAACGCCGAGCUACGAGCCAAGUUUGAAAAUGACCCACAAAAAUUCAUGACAUCCGAAGCCGAUCUGGAUACCGAGAUCAAGGGAUUAUCGAUUCUGUCAGAACACCCAGACCUCUAUAAGGAAUUUGCGAAGCUGGGCUGUGUGGGAUCACUAAUUUCGCUGCUCUCCCACGAGAAUGCCGAUAUUGCGAUCGACGUUAUCCAAAUUAUCGGCGAGCUUACAGAUGAGGAUGUCGAGGCUGAACAGGAACAGUGGGAUAGCCUGGUCAACCCUAUGAUGGACGCCGAUCUCGUUGAGCUGUUGACCUCGAAUCUUACUCGUCUUGAUGAGGGUGUGGAUACUGACAGGGCCGGUGUUUACUAUAUCCUCAGUGUAUUGGAAAACCUAUGCUCCCAAACCUCUGUCGCAGAAAAGAUUGGGCAGGAUGCUUCCAUCCUUCAGUGGAUCCUGAGUCGUAUUCAGAAAAAGGAAUCACCCGUCAGUCAAAACAAGCAGUAUUCAGCAGAGGUCUUGGCAAUUCUGUUGCAGUCUUCCUCAAAAAAUCGAGAGCGAUUUAUCGAUCUCGACGGAGUCGACAUCAUCCUCCAGAUCCUCAGUCAAUACAGGAAGCGAGAUCCUGAAAAAGACUCGGAUGAGGAAGAAUAUGUUGAAAAUCUUUUCGAUGCUUUGAUCUGCCUUGUCGAUGAACCAGCAGGGAAAGACAAGUUCAUCGUGGCUGAGGGAAUUGAACUAGCAUUGAUCAUGCUCAAGGAAGGUAAAUUCAGCAAAUCACGGGCCCUAAGGACUCUCGAUCACGCCUUUGGUGGAGCAGCGGGUGGCCCGGCUUGCGAGCAACUGGUUGAAGCAGUAGGACUGAAGACCGUAUUCGGCAUGUUCAUGAAAAAGCAAGAGGGACAAAACAUUGAGCAUCUGCUGGGCAUCUUUGCUUCACUUCUCCGACUUCUUCCUGGUGCAUCGGCUGCGCGUAUCCGGACCCUGGCUAAGUUCAUGGAGAAGGACUAUGAGAAGAUCGAAAAGCUUGUCAAGUUGAGACGAGAGUAUGCUGCACGUGUGGUCCCAGUUGAGCAAGCCAUUGAGAAGGAGCGGAAGUCCUACUCACCUGAAGACCAAGAAAUCAUGGCUGGGGAAUGGUUAUCUCGACGAUUUGACGUCGGACUCUUCUCCUUGCAGACAAUUGACGUUGUCUUGGCUUGGCUGAUUGCGGAGGAUGAUGGAGCUAAGAAGAAGAUUGUAUCCCUUUUUGCAGACCGUGACGAAGAUCUGUCCCUGAUUCGGGGUACCCUACAAGAACAAUUGCAAGGCCUUGGCGAUGAAGAACCAGGACAAAAGGAUACCAAGGACAUGCUGAGCACCUUACUGCAGUUUGUGUAA
Messenger RNA from Penicillium pulvis, 1758 nucleotides. Its product is annotated as beta-catenin-like protein 1. The record is from RefSeq and is a predicted model, not a curated record. Gene Ontology annotation, cellular component: spliceosomal complex. The transcript has 9 exons. Lineage: Eukaryota; Fungi; Ascomycota; Eurotiomycetes; Eurotiales; Aspergillaceae. Bases 1 to 1758 code for a protein of 585 amino acids.